Molecule: messenger RNA, 1046 nt
Organism: Lates calcarifer (barramundi perch)
Lineage: Eukaryota; Metazoa; Chordata; Actinopteri; Centropomidae
Exons: 5
Coding region: 40-996 (318 amino acids)
Source: RefSeq, a predicted model, not a curated record
ACAGAAUAACAGCAGCAUUAGAGUUGCUCUUUUAAUACAAUGGCUGUUUGGGUCUCCUCAGGGGCUUUGCUCCUUCUGAUGCUGACUGGUGAAAGUUACAGCUACCCUGCAAAGAAAGGUUUUGAUUCUAGCUCCUCCCAUGGCAACAGUCAUGAUGCAAUCCCUUCUUCUGCUGGCUCUAGCUGGGAAAUGCCUUCCUCUGGUGGUCUUGCAGCUUCUGGUUCUGGGGUUGCCUCAACUUCAGCUAACCCUGCAAGUGCUCCACACAGCAGGUACUCUCAACCCAGUGAGAGAGAACUAGCAGCAGCCUAUUACAGCUCUAACUCUCAGCCAAGUCCUCUUCAACCUGCUGCUGAACCAGACUUCACCUGGGCAAUUGCACCUUCUGGUCCUCUUUUUGGUGAGGAAACUUCAAGACCAAGUGCUCCCAGACCCCAUCUUGCUGCUCCUGAACUACAUGGCCCCAUCAUCCCUCCUCCUCCAGUGUAUCAAGCAGGUGAAUUGUCACAUGCAGAAAACCUCUAUGAGUAUGGCGAUUACCUUCGUGAGACGGAGGACCAAGGUUUCCAGUCACCACUUCCUGUUGUCCAUGCUGAAGGAGGACCUGCUGUAGGACUACAUGCUAGCCCUGGUCUUCUACCACCAGACCCAGGACGUUACAAUCCUUACCCUUAUUAUGACUACAGGCUCCUGACAGGCCAGUAUCCUCCAGGCACAUACACUCACUUCAGUGGCAGCUUUGAGCAGGGCAGGAACUACUGGGAAGACUCCCACUACUUAAGAUACGACUAUCCUGCCAACCCCAUUACUCAGGAGGUUGAGAUCCCUGCUGACGUUCAAGCUCCUCAGCCCAGCCAACCUGUUAAGCGGCCUGUUGGGAGUACGAGCCGUGGUACAGUGACUGGACAAAACCAGCCACACGGCAGUGUUGGCCUUUCAGGGUCUUAUGCCCCAGCAAGUCGAUUCAACCUAGGCAAGGCUGGCAUUAAGGAAUGAAUCCCUGUGGCUCUAGUUUGCUGAAUUCAAUAAAGAUCACUUUAAACUCA